Molecule: messenger RNA, 2464 nt
Organism: Helianthus annuus (common sunflower)
Lineage: Eukaryota; Viridiplantae; Streptophyta; Magnoliopsida; Asterales; Asteraceae
Product: tRNA (guanine(37)-N1)-methyltransferase 1
Exons: 9
Coding region: 224-2002 (592 amino acids)
Biological process (GO): tRNA N1-guanine methylation
Cellular component (GO): cytoplasm
Source: RefSeq, a predicted model, not a curated record
GAGUAAUUCCGUUUCAUCAACCAAUCAAACAUUCUUUUUCUCGUUCACUCACAAAUCACAAUUAUCCAUUUUAUUUCACCUAUUGUUUCUUAUUUUCUUCAUAGAUUUCCAACCAUCCCAUUUUACUCCUACUUCAAAUUUGAAAUGUUAAAACUGAACUAAAAUCGUUGUAUUCAGUUAGAACCCAACUCAAACCCUUCCCGGAAAAUCAAAUCCGAUUCGGAUGUUUAUUCUCCGGCCAUCGCCCUCUCUCUCCAUUCCUCUAUCUCCACUCCUCAAACCCUGCACCGUCGUCUCCACCCGCCGCAUCUCCGUCGCCUCCAUUCGCCGCAUCGCCGCCGCUCCCGUCGCCGCCUCUAUCUCUAUAACCCUAGACGAAACCCUACCGUACGGACCUUCACUAUCCAAAGGCCACAAUCCAUCAACCAACCCUAACUCAUCACAAUCACAACAAGAUGAUCAAAACUCAUUCAACGAAAACCACUUCACUCGCAUAUUCAACAUUUCUGCAAUUAGAGUCAACGCCGAUCGCUGUUACGCUCUAGAAAGUCAACUCCGAGGUCACCUAUUAAACUGGCCUCGAAUUCGGAACAUUGCUAGGGUUUCCGGAGACGAAAUUGAUGCAGAACUGCAGAAGUAUUUCAAUUCGAGUGACGAUGAAAUCGAACCGUUGGACUCGUUGAACCGGAGGAUUUACGGAAAGGCGGAAGGAGACGGGGAGAGGUUGAGUCCGGUUUUGUAUAGAGAGAAGCUUGUGAAAACGUUUAAUUCGAGAGGUUAUGAGAAGUUUAGGAAUUUGGCGAGGUUGUCGAGGCCGAAGAGGAAGUCGAAAGCGAAAACCGAGACGGAAGAGGGUAGAGAUGGGAAAAGGAAUGAGUGUUAUUUGGUAGAAGAGGUUGUGGAUGAAGAGAGUGGGGAUGAGAAAGAGGAUUUGAGCGGGUUGAUUGGAGACAGUGUGUGUAGAUUAGGGAAGUGGAAAGGAUCGACGAGAUUGUUGUUGUUGGAUGAGAGAUAUGCGUAUAAGUCGUUUGAUGAAUUGCCUGAGGCUAUUAAGGCUUGCUUAAAGGGAUCAGUAUUUGAACUUGUGAGAUGCAAGCUGACAUUGUUUUACGGUUACUGGCAGAUGAAUGAGGUUUUAGAGGCUUUGCUUCCAGAGCAUAUGAUUGUCCCUUCUUCCUUUGAGACCGUUGGGCAUAUCAUUCACUUGAACUUGAGGGAUGAACAUCUUCCAUAUAAGAAUCUUAUAGCUAAGGUUGUUUUGGACAAAAACAAGCCAAAGAUACAAACAGUUGUGAAUAAGAUUGAUGCCAUCGAUAAUGAAUUUAGAACGAUGCAGCUUGAAGUUUUGGCUGGAAAUCAUUCUCUUGUGACAAGAGUAGUAGAGAAUGGACUUCAUUUUCAUGUUGAUUUGGCUUCAGUGUAUUGGAGCUCAAAGCUGGCAACCGAGAGGCAAAGGCUUCUAACUUGCUUUACACGGAGUGAUGUUGUCUGUGAUGUAUUUGCUGGGGUUGGUCCUUUAGCUGUAUUUGCAGCAAAAAAAGUUAAAUAUGUUUACGCAAAUGAUUUGAAUCCUCACGCAGUUGACUAUAUGCAAAGAAAUUGUGUGCUCAACAAACUUGAAAGAAAGAUUGAGGUUUUUAACAUGGAUGGAAGAAGAUUUAUUGAUGCCAUCUUUAAGAGUCAAAGCUCUCGGCCCAUCACACAAGUGGUCAUGAAUUUGCCCAAAGAUGCGGCUGAGUAUCUUGAUGCAUUUAAGGGAAUAUUUAGAGAUGUGGAAAGGAGUAAAGGGUUGACCUUGCCAAUGAUUCACGUCUAUGGAUUCUCAAAAGCGGAAGAUCCGGAGUUUGAUUUCCAUGAGCGGAUAAGAAUUGCAUUAUCGGAGGUGGCGUUUGAAGUGAAAAUGCAUAAAGUACGUCUUGUCGCCCCUGGAAAAUGGAUGCUGUGUGCAUCAUUUGUUCUUCCUGAAAGAGUGGCGCUUGCCAAUCCAAUUUCAGAACUGUAAAGUUGUUUUAUUCUACCUUAAAACAGUAGAGGUAUGCUGUACAUUGUAAAUUGAUGCUAUAAUCUUUUCUCACUGCAUUUGCAUUGGUAUUUAAUAUAGCAAAUUUAGUUAAUGUAUUGAACAUUUGAACUUAGUGGGGUUUCUCUGUGCUACGCAGUGGGCUUCUGGUCGGUAUCAGUGGUACUGGCACUCGUGUAUUGAAUUUGAUUUAAAAUUGUUAAUUGGGCUUUUUAAUGUUACUGGGCCUGCACACAGAUCUGGACCAAACAAUGAGCAGUUGGCUUUUCAAGACGGUGCUCGUAUUUUUGGGUUUCUGAUUUUGGGCCUUAACGUCUCUAAAUAUGGGCUGCAAAUAAUUAAGUCAUUAUAUUAAAUGGGGUUAUGUAAAUAAUGUUGCGUGUUAUUUCCGUAGAACUUUUAGCUAAGUAAUCAGUUUAAAUAAAUUUGAAGAGUUUGUAUAAA